AUGGACCAGGGCGCAAAACCCACCGUGCCCAAGUUCUCGAGCUUCAAGCCAAAGCCUCCGCCGUCUGCUCCACCCAAGGACUCCAGCCCCAGUCCCGACGACGAAAGACACCACCGCCCACGAGACCGACACGGAGAUCAAGAGCGGGAUCACAGGAGCUCACACAGCCAUCGUGAUCGUAACAGCCGCAGCUACCGUGAUGACCGUGACCGCCGCCACCGCGAUCGAGACCAUCGUGAGCACCGCGAACGGGAGAAGCGCGACGAUCACCGCCAUAGGCACAAGCGUGAGACCGACACCAGGCGUCGACAUGCCAGUGAGGAGAGACGUGACGACCGUGCUGUUGCAGAACCACAGCCUCGUAAACAGCCGGUGAACGAGGAUGUCAUAUACGUCAUCGAUCGCAAAGGCGACUUGGCCAAUCUGCAGUAUGGCAGACUACACCAAUACAGCGUGCCGCCUUAUUACAGGGCAGGCGCGGGCUCUGUGCUGGGACUACCAUCCGAUGCGAAAAUCGACAGGUUCGCCUCCGACGACCGCACCAUUGUCAUUGACCCGCGCCGACGUCGCGGGGGAUCUGAACGCCAAUUGUUAUCGAAACGAACCUCUGGAAAAGAGGCUCCGAUCCUGCGUGUUAUCAGGCCAACUGAUGCCGAUGCUGCCGGCGAGCUCAAUCCGAAUCAGGACUUCAUUCCUAUACGCAGCCUGAAGAGGAAGCGUGGUUCAGAAUCUCCUGAGCCAGAGGCGAGUAGAGUCGACUACAGAUCAAUUGAGGGCAAAGCCAAGCCUAGCAACCAGCCCGAUGACUCCGACUUGGAGUAUGCUAGUGAUGACAUGGAUGCCGGCUCACACACUGAUUUCUUUUCUGAAACAAAAGAACGGAAUGUGUUGCUGACCAGGAGAGUUCAAGACCAUCCCAAUGAUCUUCAGGCCUGGCUGGACCUCGUCGAACACCAGGAGUCGAUGCUCCGUAUAGGGUCGUCUGACACCCAUCGCCAGCUCAAGUCAUCAGAGCUACAUGCUCUUGCAUCUCUCCGUUUUGACAUCUACCAGAGAGCUUUGAAAGCUCUGCAGUCAGAGCGCUUGGUCGUCGGUCUCAUGGAGGAGAGUUCCAGGAUCCAUCAGAGAGAAGAGCAUUUUAGCCGCUGGAAACAGGCGCUCUCGGACAACCGCGAAAGCACAACUUUGUGGAUGAAAUACCUCGACGCUUUACAAACUAAUCUUUCCGAAUUCCACUUUGAGAAUUGUCGGUCAAAGUUUUUGGAAUGCCUGAAGAUCAUCUCGAAGUCUACGACCAAGGAAGCUCAACAACUCCGUGUGUACAUUUUCCUGCGACUUACAUCGCUAAUGAAGCAUGCCGGCUAUCACGAGAGGGCUGUUGCACUUUGGCAAGCACUACUGGAGAUACAGCUAUUCAGACCAACCUACGAGGACAACACGCCCAAUUCAACGAUAUUGCAAGACUUCGAAGAAUUUUGGGAGAGUGAAUGCCCCCGCUUCGGCGAAUCCGGCGCCGUAGGCUGGGCAGCUGCCAAACAAGAUGGGGAAUUCCCAGACCCGCCCGAAUCUACUGUUCAUGACGAAGAGGAAGAUAUCUCUUUGCGACGCCUAUUCGAAUCCUUUGCCGUGAAGGAAAACCGCCGAAUGGCUGUUUUGCAAUGGCCGGGACGGACUACAGACGAAUUUGGAGAAGACGACCCUUUCCAUGUCGUUCUCUACUCUGACAUUAAAAGCGAGCUCCAACUCAUGGUAGAAAAACUGCCACCAACAUUGCUCGUUGGAGCCUACCUUUGCUUCUGGGCCCUCCCACCAUUGCCACACGAUGUCCAGACUCGCUCUUGGUGGCUUGACCCUUUCUUGCGAAAUGAGAGGCUCAAUGCUAGCAUUCCCGGUCGCCUUCUUCUGGCUCCUUCGCUUGAUUCCGAGGCUGACCGCCACUAUGAGCUCGACAGCUGGAGCCCACCUGCAGCGUACUUCCAGGUAGCAACAGACGAUCUUUUCUCCAAGGGCUUCUUCUCAGGGCAGCGCAGUCAAGAACAACUGGACUGGCUGAGCAGAUCACUCAAGGCUUUGUCAGCCUCCGUCCCGGACGACACGAUUGCCGAGUAUUACUUCGCUUUUGAAUGGCAACACUACGAUCCGACCAAUGCAGCAAAGACUGCAAGGGCGCUGCUGAAGAAGCGAUCAUCUAGUCUGCGUCUGUACAACGCAUAUGCCCUGAUGGAGAGUCGCCUUGGAAGAUUGGAAGUAGCUAAUCGCGUAUUCUCCAUGGCAAUAGCGUUGAGCAAUCAGCUGCCUACUGAUGCCCGCAAGUACACAAUAUUGCUAUGGCGGUCUUGGAUUUGGGAAGCCCUCCAAGCCGACGAUCUGAGAUCCGCCAGGCACCGCGUCUCCUCUAUCGGCGAGGCCAAACCGGAGCCAGAAGCACGCACCAUCAUCACUGACGGCGAGACGUUCCAUCCUGCCACCGUCCUCAAAGUUCGCAACACCCUCAUCGAAGGACGGGAUCACAACAUGUCUGUUGGCGACAUCAUGCUGGCAGUGUACUAUGCAGAAUGCUUCGCUCUCUUCACCUACAUUCUAGAAGGAUGCAACAUCGAGGCGGCAUUGGGCACGUUUCUCGAAUUUUCAUCCUUACUACAAUCCCGCGGCCUACUACACUCGGCCGCCAACGAAGUCGCCCAUCAAUCUCAGUGCCAACUGCUCUCAUACCACUCCAAGCGCGCCAAACUCUUCAAGCCCUCCAUCACCCGCUCCGUGGUACAAGAAAGCAUCAAGCUCUUCCCCAACAACACCAAAUUCCUAACCACAUACGCCGCCAACGAGGCCCGCUUCCGCGUCGACGACAGGGUCCGCGCCAUCAUGCAAGACGUCGUCUUGCAACAAAAGGAACAAUCCAUCGCCGCCUGGCUCUUCGCCGUCUACUCGGAACUCAAGCGCGGCGAGAACCUCGGCGGCACCACGCACGCCGUCCGCGCCGCCUUCGACAGGGCAACGGACAGCGAACCCGGCAGGAAGAGCGCCGCGCUGUGGGCUUCGUACGUCCUGUACCUCGCUUCCGCCGCGUCGGACCGCCCGGCGGCGAAGCGCGUCUUCUUUCACGGCCUGCUGCAUCUGCCGUACUCGAAGGGGUACCUCAUGCUCGCGUUUGACGAGCGGCUCGUCGGCGAGAUGGACUGGAAGGAGUUGAGGAGCGUGUAUAAUACGUUGCAGGAGAAGGAGCUGCGCGUGCACUGCGAUAUCGAGGAGGAAGUUGAGGAGGUGCAGAGGGCGAUUGACGGUGGUGGUGGUGGGCGGAGGCGGAGUAGCCAACUGGCGGUCUCGGCGGAGUGA
This is a messenger RNA of Diplodia corticola, 3333 nucleotides long. RefSeq lists its product as uncharacterized. The record is from RefSeq and is a predicted model, not a curated record. Gene Ontology annotation, molecular function: protein binding. The coding region runs from base 1 to 3333 and encodes 1110 amino acids. Lineage: Eukaryota; Fungi; Ascomycota; Dothideomycetes; Botryosphaeriales; Botryosphaeriaceae. Gene Ontology annotation, cellular component: catalytic step 2 spliceosome. Gene Ontology annotation, biological process: negative regulation of RNA catabolic process; regulatory ncRNA-mediated post-transcriptional gene silencing. The transcript has a single exon.